CAAGCAAGAAUAAGUUCAAGUGACUAUUGUCUUCUUCUAGAAAACCUUCAUACUCGUUCUUUAACGUUUACGUCUUAUCCGAUUAAAGUAUUUUGGUUUGCAAAAACAACUUUAUUCUGAAAGUGAUUCUUUCACGAUUCAUAAGCCUAUUAAUUACCUCAUUUGUUGUACAAACCUACACCGAUCCUCCAACAAAGACUAAAUUUAUAUUUCCAUAAACAACACAAAGAUGAAGGGUGGCAAAUCUGUGAGAGAUCUUACAAGUAAGUUCUCAAAACAAGAAAAGUUCGAAGGUCAGGACUUCCGUCGUUGGAAAAAAAGAUGCACUUCCUUCUCACCACGUUGAAGGUUGUACACGUGUUGGGCACACUGAUGCCUGAGAUCAUGGAAAAAGAAACGUUGAAACAAACUAGGAAACGAUGCAAGUGGGAGAGUGAUGACUUUAUCUGUCGUGGUCAUAUUCUCAAUGGGGAUAUUACGCUCCCUGAAUACCGCCAAAAAUUUAUCCACCUUGCCAAGUUCGCACCAACCUUUGUAGGUACCAUGGCUGAUUGCAUCAAGGAGUUUAGGUCAAAACUCCGACUUGAUCUCAGGGCUCAAGUAUCCAUUAUCCAUACGAUAGAUUUCACUGCAACCUACAAUCUGAUUGCCAAGGCGGAUAAGGAUUGGAGCGCCUACAAGGAGUACUUGAAGAAGGAAGAAGUUGGCUCGAAUGUUCGUCGACCCGUGAGUACUGCCCCUAGUGGAAAAAUACUUUUUCAAGGACCUAGCAACUCGCAACACUCAAAAAAAGGGAAAUCUGUGCAAACCCAACCAGUAGCAUCUGUUGACAGACCAAGGAAGUGGAAGCACCCGAUAUGUGAACUAUAUGGAAGGAACCAUCCUGGAGAGUGCUGACUUAAGGAGGGUUUGUGUCCAGGGGUAUAUUUGUACAACAUAUUGGUGUGAUAGCCAUUGAUGGAGCUCGAAGCUCCAUCGAGAAGAAGAUGAUGAACGGAGAGAAUACAAUAUGUGUGGAAUGUAGAGGGUGGCUCCCCCUUCUUCUUGGUUAUGUGUCUCUUAUAUAGCAUCAAGGUAGGAGCCUAGGGUUAGG
Molecule: messenger RNA, 1093 nt
Organism: Cuscuta campestris
Lineage: Eukaryota; Viridiplantae; Streptophyta; Magnoliopsida; Solanales; Convolvulaceae
Source: the annotation of a GenBank genome assembly